Epinephelus moara (kelp grouper) is the source of this 6865-nucleotide messenger RNA. It is a transcript of the gene rab6ba, whose product is annotated as RAB6B, member RAS oncogene family a. The transcript has 8 exons. The record is from RefSeq and is a predicted model, not a curated record. Gene Ontology annotation, molecular function: GTPase activity; GTP binding. The coding region runs from base 2483 to 3130 and encodes 215 amino acids. Lineage: Eukaryota; Metazoa; Chordata; Actinopteri; Perciformes; Serranidae.
UGAAAUAAAAAUAAAAAACAACCAAACAAACCAAGAAAAUUACCUUAAAAUAAGCAACAAAUAAAAUAAAAGAAAUAUCUGAAAAUAAGCAAAAAAAGAAACUUAAAUAAAGAAAAUUACCUGAAAAGAAGGAACAAAGAAAAGUGAUAAAAAUAAAACAAAUAAAAAUAAAAAACAACCAAAUAAACCAAGAAAAUUCCCUGAAAAUGAGCAACAAAUAAAAGAAAAAAAAAACCCUGAAAAUAAGCAAAAAAGACAGAAAAAGAAAAUUACCUGAAAAAAGGGACAAAAAAGUAAAAAAUGAAAUAAAAAUAAAAAACAACCAAACAAACCAAGAAAAUUACCUUAAAAUAAGCAACAAAUAAAAUAAAAGAAAUAUCUGAAAAUAAGCAAAAAAAGAAACUUAAAUAAAGAAAAUUACCUGAAAAGAAGGAACAAAGAAAAGUGAUAAAAAUAAAACAAAUAAAAAUAAAAAACAACCAAAUAAACCAAGAAAAUUCCCUGAAAAUGAGCAACAAAUAAAAGAAAAAAAAAACCCUGAAAAUAAGCAAAAAAGACAGAAAAAGAAAAUUACCUGAAAAAAGGGACAAAAAAGUAAAAAAUGAAAUAAAAAUAAAAAACAACCAAACAAACCAAGAAAAUUACCUUAAAAUAAGCAACAAAUAAAAUAAAAGAAAUAUCUGAAAAUAAGCAAAAAAAGAAACUUAAAUAAAGAAAAUUACCUGAAAAGAAGGAACAAAGAAAAGUGAUAAAAAUAAAACAAAUAAAAAUAAAAAACAACCAAAUAAACCAAGAAAAUUCCCUGAAAAUGAGCAACAAAUAAAAGAAAAAAAAAACCCUGAAAAUAAGCAAAAAAGACAGAAAAAGAAAAUUACCUGAAAAAAGGGACAAAAAAGUAAAAAAUGAAAUAAAAAUAAAAAACAACCAAACAAACCAAGAAAAUUACCUUAAAAUAAGCAACAAAUAAAAUAAAAGAAAUAUCUGAAAAUAAGCAAAAAAAGAAACUUAAAUAAAGAAAAUUACCUGAAAAGAAGGAACAAAGAAAAGUGAUAAAAAUAAAACAAAUAAAAAUAAAAAACAACCAAAUAAACCAAGAAAAUUCCCUGAAAAUGAGCAACAAAUAAAAGAAAAAAAAAACCCUGAAAAUAAGCAAAAAAGACAGAAAAAGAAAAUUACCUGAAAAAAGGGACAAAAAAGUAAAAAAUGAAAUAAAAAUAAAAAACAACCAAACAAACCAAGAAAAUUACCUUAAAAUAAGCAACAAAUAAAAUAAAAGAAAUAUCUGAAAAUAAGCAAAAAAAGAAACUUAAAUAAAGAAAAUUACCUGAAAAGAAGGAACAAAGAAAAGUGAUAAAAAUAAAACAAAUAAAAAUAAAAAACAACCAAAUAAACCAAGAAAAUUCCCUGAAAAUGAGCAACAAAUAAAAGAAAAAAAAAACCCUGAAAAUAAGCAAAAAAGACAGAAAAAGAAAAUUACCUGAAAAAAGGGACAAAAAAGUAAAAAAUGAAAUAAAAAUAAAAAACAACCAAACAAACCAAGAAAAUUACCUUAAAAUAAGCAACAAAUAAAAUAAAAGAAAUAUCUGAAAAUAAGCAAAAAAAGAAACUUAAAUAAAGAAAAUUACCUGAAAAGAAGGAACAAAGAAAAGUGAUAAAAAUAAAACAAAUAAAAAUAAAAAACAACCAAAUAAACCAAGAAAAUUCCCUGAAAAUGAGCAACAAAUAAAAGAAAAAAAACCCCUGAAAAUAAGCAUAAAUAAAUAAAUAAAUAAAAUUACCUGAAAAGGGGGACAAAGAAAAGUAAAAUAAAUAAAAAAACAAAUGUGCUAUAAAUUAAACUAAUUAAUAUCUGUAUUUAUUUUCUGUGAUAUUUUCCUACUUUUUUGAUGAUUUUCUAAUAACACUUUUCUUAUAAUGCUCAUUGCCUUUUUCUUUGUUUCCUGUAGAAAUGUGUUGCCAUAAUUUAAAGGCUUGUCAAAGGCAUCUGAAUGCAGCACAAGAUAAUGGAUGUUACUUCAGGGUAGUGUGAAAUAUUAGCCUGAUUGUUUCUUGCCACACACACCUGAGUGUUUGUCUCUCUAACACAGAGACAGCAGUGUCUUUCUAAUGUGCUGAACUAAAAGAAGAAGUUCCUCCAGACAGAUGACACCGGGUCCAGCAGCUCUGUGUCCAUGUCUGCCUCUCCCUCCCUGUCUCCCCCGACUCACAUGACGUCAUUUUAUAUCACGGCUGUCAGUUGAUCGGAGAACGAGGAGAGGCCGCGCAUGCGCAGACGCCCUGGGUAUGAGAAAAAAAUGAAGUAAGCGUCACGGACCGGUGCAGCAGCAGCAGCAGCAGCAGCAGCAGUGUGUUGCCAUCACGAAGAGAGCCGCCUUUCCACCCAGCAUCUUCACCAACCGACACCGAACUCGAGUGGGAAACACACACAACUACCAGUCAGACUGUCCUCCGGUGUCCAGAGUUCCCCCUCCUCCUCCUCAAAAUGUCCGUGGGCAGUGACUUUGGAAACCCUUUAAGAAAAUUCAAACUCGUCUUUCUGGGGGAGCAAAGUGUUGGAAAGACGUCUCUGAUCACACGGUUCAUGUAUGACAGCUUUGACAACACAUAUCAGGCCACAAUUGGAAUUGACUUCCUGUCGAAAACCAUGUACUUGGAAGAUCGAACGCUUUCCCUCUCUGAACCCCAGGUGAGGUUGCAGCUCUGGGACACAGCGGGACAGGAGCGUUUCAGGAGCCUCAUUCCCAGUUAUAUACGGGACUCCACUGUGGCUGUGGUGGUCUACGACAUUACAAAUGUUAACUCAUUCCAGCAGACGUCAAAAUGGAUUGAAGAUGUGAGGACAGAGAGAGGAAGUGAUGUCAUCAUUAUGCUUGUCGGCAAUAAAACAGACCUGGCAGAUAAGAGGCAAAUCACAAUUGAGGAAGGUGAGCAGAGGGCUAAAGAGCUGAGCGUCAUGUUCAUAGAGACCAGCGCCAAAACGGGGUACAACGUCAAACAGCUGUUUCGGCGUGUGGCAGCUGCUCUCCCAGGAAUGGAAAGUAUGCAAGAAACAAGCAAAGAAGGCAUGAUCGACAUCAAGUUGGACAAACCGCAGGAGCCCCAGACUACUGAGGGCGGUUGUUCCUGUUAAUACUCAGCACCAUCCUGGAACAAAAAACAUCAUUUACACCACAUGCUUGUUAUGUCGCUUCCUAUUGGUUAACCUGCAGUUGACUUUGCACGUUGAGAAUCUGGCCUCCUUCACCUGACUAUUGGUCAUUGGUUGGAACUAGCAAUAUGUGAAUUUGGUUCUAAAGUAGUGUAGCCUACUUUGUUAAUGAAACUGCCAAAAAAAGUCUUACAACUUGCAAAAAAAGAAAGAAAAGAUGUGAAAAAAGAUCCCCAAGUUACAUCUGUGGAUACGAUUUUUUUAAGUAGAAAAGGAAGUUUCCCCAGUUUCUUUUUUGUAUUUUUGUAUAUUCAGGGAAAUCUCUCUGGAAAGGUUGUUUUUUUAAAAGAUGCAAACAACUCAGCUCUGUGUUUGAGAGCUCGAUAGGAACAGAUGGUUUUAGACGUAUUUUUACGGAUCCCACUCUUGUUAUAGGCAAAAACGGAGGUCGUUCCCACAUUAUUACCUAGAUGCUAAUCCCGUGAAAACCUAACCCUAACCCCUUACACAGCCAUUUUGACUUUCUACCUGCACUUAACCAUUUCAAGGCUUAUUACCUAAACAUAACUGAUUUUAAUCUGAAGCCUAAACCCUGCCGUCCAGUUUGGCAGGCCAAUCACAGCGCUCCUGCCCAUAAUUCCUGUGGGAUCCAUAAUUUUGCGUUGCAGGAACUGAACAGUAACAUCUUGAGUAUCUAAUGCAUGCCUAGUUUUUGAGCAUAGGUACUGUCUACCAGUGUACACAAUAUGUAAAUGGUAACAUUACACCAGUGACUUAAUGCACUCUGAUAAUGACUAGUCCAAGUCUUUUUGUUUAUGAAAACUGUUGAACUGGAUUUGUAUACUUGACUUCAGAAUAUCUCUUUGUCGUGCGUGUGUGUAUAAAUGUGUGCUUUCUGUAUAGGCAACGUUAGAAUGCAGAUAUAUAGAGGGCCACUGCCAAGUCGUGUCAUUCUUGCCACAUUAACGGCACCAUUAAGAUCACCAUUUGUUUGCAGUAUGUCAUAGAUUUCCCCUCCCCACUCACAACAAAAUGACAUCUGCUGUUGCAUCGUGUGAUAUCUUGGUAGUUGUGAUUAUGGUAGUCUGCACAUUAUGCUGUAAGUGAGCAGUGGAGAAUCAAAGCCCUUGCCUUGUGUCACAGAGGAACAAAGUUCCCCGUGUGGUGAUCUGUAGACUUUAAUGAUAGUCCUCCCCCAAAAAACAACAACAUAGGUCGUUUGUACAAGCAGGUUAUUACGGCCCAAAGUCACGUUUAUUUUCAGGUGGCAACCUCUAGUGGCUGUAGUGACAGGAGCAAAGGAGGAAGUCAGGUGUCGUAGUAUAAAGAGCAACAAAGUCUGCAUAGUGAGGAGGUCGGGUGGGCGGACGGAUGGGUCCAGGACACAGGACUAUGACCCAGAAGACCACUGUUCGUGUUGAUGUAGUAUUAGAUCUGAUGCCUAUUUAGUCCUGUGAGACUUGCUCGCCUAGCACAUAUGCCAAGAAACAUUACUAGCUUCUAGUUGUACUUCAGCAAUAUGCAGCCUGCUGAAUAUGCACAGUAGUGUUUCUCCUGCUGGUCCCACUCAAGAGUUCCCGCUCAGCUCACAGACUUUACAUUAUGAUGACAUGACUGAUUUUUGAAUCGCUUUUCUUGGCUUGAGGAAAGUUUUACAAAUAUAAGAGAACUCCAUUGAUCAAAAAUAGUAGAAAGAGUCAUGAUUGACCUUGCUUGCAGUUUGAGAUGUAACCAAAAGUCAAGUUAGGCCUAUGUAUGUAACAUACGUGACAUAAUGUCCUGACGUUAAAGUAAUGUACUCACACCAACUUGCAUGAGUAACUGAAACUACAUAACAAACCUACUUAUUUGGACCUGAACCUCGAUCUUUUCCUACUCCUAACCAAGUAUUUUUGUUGCCUAAAUAUAACUACGUCAUCCACAUGUUAAAAAACAGUGACCGUUAAUGGUCACAUGUCGUUUUGCGAGUCAUUGGCAAAUGAGCUGUCGUUGAGGCAUGAGGACGUGUUGAUCUCAUAGGUAUACAUAGAGAUCUGGAUAUAGCAUUGGAAGCAGGGCCCUGUUAAUUCCUUUGAAAGUUGCUCAGUGGCGCAUGAUGGCAGAAAAGAUCUGGGUAUAAAAUUACCUGGAUCUUCUCCAUCAGUUGGCCCAUAGAGCGAGCGCAGAAGACACUUCAACAAGCGAGUGGCAAAGGUCAGGUUUAGCCCUUUGGUAUUUUUGAAUGGGGAUAACAUGAUAUAAUCAUUCGGCUCUUCUAGACUGUGUUUUCGGACCACAUGGAUGAUAUGGGAGUGAUCGGCACUACCUUCGCACUGUGCAGCCCAUAGAGCAGGCAAACUAGAGACUGACGGUGGCCGAGUGUCUUAUUUCCAUUGGCUGAAUGGCAGAUUUUCUGUUUCGUGCUUUGCCAACUUGAACGACUCUUCAAGACUCCAAAAUGUUAGCAGCAGUAACAGCAGUAACGCUGUUUGGCCACUGUGAAAGUUGGCUUCAAAGCCUGGCGCACUUCCUGGGGGGCUGGGAGCAACACUUUAUGAAUGCAAUUGACUAGACUUGAACAAACGACCUGUGUGGUUGUACCGGUUGGAGGACUUGUUGACUUUAAUGCAGGUUCUGUGAUCCAAACAGACCGCUAACAACUUAAACCAGUGCAUUGUAAACCAGUUCUAUUCCUGACAGAAGACUAAUUUGCACAUGUAGACCUUUCAGGUUAAUAUGAAGUUCUGAAAAGCUUCAUUGUAAAUGUACAGUCACUGAAGACUUGUCUGAUUGUCACGUGACGUGUCCCCACUGAGAUGAGGUCUUUCUUUGCUGCUUGUGUUUAAACUGACUACUGACGCUGGCAUUAUGCAAUGUUGCAAUGUUGUUUAAAUUUGGUCUUAACACACUGGCGGUGAAGUCGGCCAGUGACGAGAACACUACUUUGAUUUGACUCGUCUUUGAAGUGAAAUCUUACUGCACUUUUGAAGAACAUGUUUUAGAAUUAGAGUGACAAUGUAAGUCUUAGAAACAUGGUUUAAAAAAAGAAUCUUUAUCUCCAGAACAUUUGGAGUACUGUGUCUUAGAGUAGACUUUAUGAAUUGUUCACACAUGUCCAAAAAAGGGGAGCACUCUUGUGAGAACUAGUGAACCUUUCUAACCCACAUAAUGAGCCAAAUAAUAAUAAUAAUACUAAGAGACAGAGUUGGAUCAAAUAUCACAGGAGACACAGAUUGGAACACACUCUCUUGUGGGUUUGGGAAAGACAAAGACAGGUUGCUUUUAAAGUUAAAAUCCCUGGAAAUGAAAGACAAAGUGAUAAUGUAUCAACCCUCUGCGUUGCUGCCUAUUUAUUAUCUCCAAACAGGAAUGUACUGCUCUUAUUACUGACCACACAGCCUUGUAAAGAGAGCACUUUUUGAGAAAUGACUCGUUGGGUUUUUAUUUUUAAAUGAGGACAAAUGAUUAUUCAGUAGACGUUCCUUUGUAUUUAUUCCCCUUGCAUAUUGAAGUCCCACUUAGAGGCCCGUUUGAGCAUUCCCUGGAAAUGGACCAAGUAGUGCAACAAAUGUCUUUGCGUGUUGGGGGUCUGCGUUUGAGGAUGGAGGCCGUGGCCAUUCCCUGGGGGUGUGUAUGUUCUGUCACAGCUCUGUACAGCAGACCUGAUCAGUCCAGAGCUGACUCUCCAUUCACACUGUACAGAGAUCUAGCAUGUCUCUCCAAAUGAUUAAUAAAGAU